Messenger RNA from Anarrhichthys ocellatus (wolf-eel), 1768 nucleotides. RefSeq lists its product as uncharacterized. The coding region runs from base 62 to 763 and encodes 233 amino acids. Lineage: Eukaryota; Metazoa; Chordata; Actinopteri; Perciformes; Anarhichadidae. The transcript has 5 exons. The record is from RefSeq and is a predicted model, not a curated record.
CAGAAGACUAGAAAAGAGAAAUACUUGUACAGUCCAUUUACCAUUUACCAAGCAGCUAACAAUGUCCAUACUGUCUGUUCACAGCUUAGCUGCAUUGCCUGUGAUGGAUCACAACAACCCAGAGAUUGUGACAGAUCCUGGUGGAGAACCUGGUCUAACAGCAGACCAGGAGAAUUCUGAGUCAAUCUGUCCAGAAAAAGAGCAGAGGAGUUCCUGCAUGGUGACCGAGGAUCUGACCACUGAUGGUACUAUGUGUACAUGUUCCUGGUCACAGAGGUCCCUCUCCCGUUCCUUGCAGCGAGCUGAGUCUUUACUCAGAAGCACCUUUAAUCCCAGUCUGAAGUGGCUGUUCCACGGCCACAGUCAAGAUGAGGAAGAGGAAGAGGGAAAUUUUGUGGUCGCUCACAAUCUGGUGUCCCGGUCCUCUGCACGUCUCCUGCGUCUGCAACAAGCUCUUCUGACCAUGGCACCCCAGUGGCAGCCGAUGAGCUGGGCACAGAGGGGAUCUCCACAGGUCUGUGUUAAAGGUGUCCCAGCAGAGGGUGGCGUUCUCAUCCUGCCCUCCUCCUCCGUCCUGCAGGGACACUACACAGCUCUGUGGAGGCUGCUGGAGCAGCGCUCCCUGCUGCUCUUCAUACACGAGUACACCAGGAGGGCUCGCCUAAUGGCAACGUACAUAACCAGAGUGAACCAGCUGCUGGAGGAGCAGCUGGAGAAAUCACAGCGGACACCUAACCAGGUGAGGCUAAACUAUUCUGUGUAAUGUCAAACACAAUGAGAAUCAGCACAACUGUGCAGCUUUUAAGAGAAAAUUAGGCACCUUUUAUGUGGAUGUCCAACCAGUGUUGAUGGUAAAUGUAGUCCAUUUAGCAAUAGUUCCUCAGUGCUGCUAUAUUGACCCGGAGAGCAGUAGAGCUGUGAAUCUUCACUCACCUCACGAUUCCAUUUCCAGUCAUUGAUGCAUCUCAAUGUUUCGCUACUUUUUCAAGAAUUAAUAGAAGCAGUCAGAUAAAUGUGAACUGCAUUGUUAUUUAGAAAGUGCUUUCAAAAACCAGACUACAACAGUCUAAUAUAGAAAAAAGCUGCAUUUUUUUCAACACCUGUAUCUGUGUGAGCCACCUCACUACAUUACAAAACCAAAAUAAGUCCCUCUGCAGGGAAUUACAAGUGUGCUGUAAACCACAAAAAUAAGUCAGUGAGACCAGGGCUGAUGGCCUAUAUAUUGUCGGUUUCUUUAUAUCUUUAUUUUUUAUGUAUUUUAAAAUGACUUGAAUGGACAUUUGUUUAACAGUGCCAUUGUCUGCAUUGUCUUUGUUUGUUGAAAGGAGAUCUGCAGUGCGUAUAUUUUUAGUGAAAAAAUGUAUCAACUAAAUGCAGUUGUCCACUCAUAAUCAAAAAACUAAAAACAUAUGAAUGAAAGAUACACAGUUUUAUAACACUUAAAAUCAUUGAUCAGCAGAUGGCAGCAUCUUUUUUUCUGAGAGACAAUGCAAUAUUGUAAACUUUGAAUGAAAAAUAAACAAACAAUGUUAGGGUAGUGGCCUACCCUGGGCCCCGUUCCUCGUACGUGGUUCAACUAAGUCGAUCAAAUGUCCUAUUAGCCAGCCUAAAUUAACCCGAUGAUUGAAAUCGGGCUAUCUCGGUUUCUCCAAGGCUGAUCCGCUCUCAAACAAUCUCGUUAAUUCAAACCAGACUAUCAGGAUCAGGAUAAUUGCGCGUGCCCGUCCUACUUCAAAAGGGGGAAGCGUCGAUCACCGAAACCAUGAUU